Otolemur garnettii (small-eared galago) is the source of this 1272-nucleotide messenger RNA. RefSeq names its product testis expressed 44 (gene TEX44). The coding region runs from base 1 to 1272 and encodes 423 amino acids. The transcript has 2 exons. Lineage: Eukaryota; Metazoa; Chordata; Mammalia; Primates; Galagidae. The record is from RefSeq and is a predicted model, not a curated record.
AUGACCACCGAGCCCUCGGGAGACAAUGGAGCUGCCAGCAGCCCCACACCUGGCUCUCCUGAGGCCUCCCUAUCCAACAGCAACCCUGCAGACAGCACAAUAGGGACGUCCCAAGAUGAAGUAUUCCCCCCUGCAGAUGUCUUGGUGUCAGAGAGCAGCCCUGUUCAGACGUCAGAGAGCAGCCCUGUUCAGGUGUUAGAGAGCAGCCCUGUUCAGGCGUCGGAGAGCAGCCCUGUUCAGGCGUCAGAGAGCAGCCCUGUUCAGGUGUUAGAGAGCAGCCCUGUUCAGGCGUCGGAGAGCAGCCCUGUUCAGGCGAGCCAGGAGAUGCUUAAAAAGAUGACAUUUCUGUUUCCCAGGCAAGACUCAGUUGACCUGCAAGUGUCCACGAGCCUCCCGGACCAAACCUGGGACAGGGUAGUUGAAGACUCAAAGGCAACUCACAGUAUGGUGGCUCUCCCACAUCACUCCCUGAGCAAGGAAAAGACACCCCAAGUGGAGGGCAUUUCCAACACGGAGCCAGAAUUAGCUCCACAUGCCUCAAGUGCUGAGGGCUCGGUAGGCUCUGAGUCUAUCCAGAGUCAGCCCACUGUGAGUGAUACAGAUACAUCCAGUAGAGACACCCAGGAUCAGCCUGAGCCUCAGGCCACCAGUACCACUAAGGAUGCUGAGAAGAAAUCUGGGAGUCCAAAGGCCUUAUGCUUCAACACCAAAAUUUCUUCGUCAUCGGAUGAGUUCCAGACAGUGACAGAGGACCUGGUGACCUCAGGAGAGUGGCAGACUCCGCCUUACUAUCCCUCCCCAGAAAACAGUGUCUCCCUUUUGUCCAGCCCCCAGGAGGUGGCCCUGGAGAGGACACCCCUGGAUCCCAACCUGUACAUGGCCAGUGAGGAGAACAACUACAUGAGAUCCAUGACCAGCUUGCUAGGUGGGGGUGAGGGCUCCAUAAGCUCCCUGGCAGACAUCCUGGUGUGGUCUGAGACCACCAUGGGCAUGGGCAUGGCCACAGGCUUCUUGGCCUCUGGCCGCGACACUGUGGCAGAUAUGCUGCACAGCCCGGGGCCCAGCCUGCGUUCAGUCUCCAGCAUCCUGGGCAGCGCCAGCUCAGCCUUCUCCUCUGGGCUGGCUUCUGGCACCGGCUCAGCCUUACGCUCUGUCACCCACAUGCUAGAGACAGUGGAGCGGAGGACUGUGGAGGGCAUCCGCUCUGCAAUGCGCUACUUGACCAGUCACCUCACAACACGCCGGGCCCAUGCUGGCUCCAACUGUGAUUAG